Messenger RNA from Gavialis gangeticus (Gharial), 2200 nucleotides. RefSeq names its product ethylmalonyl-CoA decarboxylase 1 (gene ECHDC1). NCBI's taxonomy places the organism in Eukaryota, Metazoa, Chordata, Crocodylia, Gavialidae. Gene Ontology annotation, molecular function: enoyl-CoA hydratase activity. Gene Ontology annotation, biological process: fatty acid beta-oxidation. The record is from RefSeq and is a predicted model, not a curated record. The transcript has 5 exons. Bases 1 to 900 code for a protein of 299 amino acids. Gene Ontology annotation, cellular component: cytosol.
AUGGCAGUUUCUUUUUGGAACAAUUUACUUCAAAUUACAAAGAAUAGAGUGUUACAGCAAAGAAGGGUAUCCCUUUAUAACUACACCCACAGCUAUGAGGAACAUGUGAUAAAGAAAAAACUUAAGCAGUUUACUGGUGGAUCCAUCAACCUUUCUAAAGAUGGCAAUGGGAUUGGAGUCCUCACCUUGAACAACCCAAGGCUUAUGAACGCAUUCACAGGCACUAUGAUGCUUGAACUUCAGGAGAAGGUAACUGAGUUGGAAAAUUGGAAGGAGGGGAAAGGCCUUAUCAUCCAUGGUGCAGAAAAUACUUUUUGUUCUGGGUCUGAUUUGAAUAUUGUCAAGGCAGUAAGCCUGCAGGAUGGGGUGAACAUGUGUAUGUUUAUACAAAAUACCUUAACCAGACUUAUGAGGCUGCCUCUGAUUAGUGUUGCAUUAGUUCGAGGAAAAGCUGUGGGAGGAGGAGCAGAACUUACCACAGCUUGUGAUUUCAGAUUAAUGACUCCAGGAAGCGAGAUUAGAUUUGUCCACAAACUGAUGGGUUUAGUACCUGGCUGGGGUGGAGCUACCAGGCUAGUACAACUCGUUGGUAGUAGAAAUGCCCUCAAGCUGCUAAGUGGUGCUCUCAAAGUGGAUCCUGAAAGAGCGGUGCAUCUUGGGCUUGCUGAGGAGAUCUUACCAUCUUCAGAUGAAACUGGAUCUUUAGAAGAAGCCUGUACAUGGCUAAAUCAAUAUACAGAGGGUCCAGCUGAUGUGAUUCAGGCUAUGAAAAAGGUAGUCAUAGCAGGAAGAGAACUACACCUAGAAGCUGCCCUAAGGGAAGAGAAGGACAUUUUUGCAACUCUAUGGGGUGGGCCUGCCAAUGUGCAGGCCUUGGCUCAGAGAGCAAAACACAAAUGAUUAAUUUUCAAUGUAUAAGAAAAACAUGCUUGAUCUUUUGAAAACAAAGCCAUACAUUUGAACCAUUUAAUAAUUUGUUAAUUUAAGCUGAAAUUAACAUUCCUAGCUUUUCAUACCAUGGAUUUAUAUUUGAUGUGCUACCACAGAGAGAAAUCUCUAGUAGAUUGUUUGCUUUCCUACUAACAGGUUGAAUGGGGAUUAGUGAAAUUAAUGUUCAAAGAUAAAUGCUGUGCUGGGAUGGAACUGUUAUGCUCUCAGAAUGGGACUGAAGUCAUUGCUUUUCUAAUUUGUAUGGAUAUUAUUGCUAGUGAAAGGUGCUGACUUGACUACACAAGAAAUGAAGCUUAGGAUGAGUGUGGAUUGAAAGUAUGUUUCCCUCUGCAUGUGGCCAAAAGAUCUCAAACUAGUUCUGGUGAGAUCCUCACUACGGUGAGAGGUUAGUUUAUUUUUUAUCUUCAAUUAGAUUUUGGUGCUGCAGCUGAAAAUUUAAGCAAGGAUACAUAUUAAGGUAAUAUUUUUUUGUGAAAAGGAUGCAAAUUCAAGAAUACUGAGCUACUAAACUAACUUAGACACAGGUCCUCAAAGAUACUUAGAUACCUAUUUAUCUGACUUUUUAGUGAUCCAGGUGCCACUGUGUAGGUACCAGAACAUCCUCAAAACUGUUGGUUAUCUGCUGUCUAGCAUCAUAGACCCCUGAAUUCCCUCAUUGGCUAAGUUUCUGCAGAUGGGCCUAUGCAAAGCUGCCCAACUUUUGGCUCCAUGCUUCAGCCGAGCUAUGGGUACUAUUAAAAUACCCAUUUCCCAGUAUGUGGUCCCCAAUCCCUAGGUAUGCCAAGAGUGCAGUGUUACAGUUUGAGUCCCAUCCCAGAACAUAAUUGUUAGAGCACUUGCUGAGCUGUGGGAGGCCUCAGUUUAAAAGCCUGCUCUGAAGCAGGGAUUUAAAUGUGUUCCACACAUAAAGGGAAUACUCUUAAACACCAGCCCAUUGGCUAUUCAGUGGUGGAGGGCAUUUUUUCUCUCUCCCAGCUGUUUCACUUUGUGUAAAAAAAUAUUAAUCAACUUCUAGACCAGUAGCUGGGGGAGAUUCAUAUCCCUGCUCUGAAGACUAUUUAAUCCUUUGUUCAAAAAACACCAUCACAACAAGGAUGCAGAUACAGAACCAUCCCAGAACUUCCAGCUUUGUGACUUGAGCACUUGUCUGUGAUGUGGGUUCACAUGCUGGCUUUACUGGGGUAGGAUAGGGACUUGACCCUAGGUUUUCUGUAUUUCCACUGAAUACUCUAGCUAGUAGUCUGAUGGA